This is a messenger RNA of Coregonus sp. 'balchen', 2177 nucleotides long. The record is from the annotation of a GenBank genome assembly. NCBI's taxonomy places the organism in Eukaryota, Metazoa, Chordata, Actinopteri, Salmoniformes, Salmonidae.
CACCCCAGACGAGCUACGUGCGCUGUUAUUUCACGACACGCUUCCAUAUUUAACAGCGAAAGGAAAAAUAAUCAAAAUAGAUCGUUUUAGAGGUAGCUGAACUAUGGUCGUUUUAACUGGGUCUCACGACUCAACGGUGUGAUUUGUAGGCUAAAAAGCCUGCUCCUGUAAGUAUGUGUUUUGGCUUAUUACGACGUCGACGUAGUAGACUAUCAUUCUGCAUGUAAAAUAAUUAGCUUGAUUUACUUGAAUGUCAGCUAGCUGUCGUGCGAAGAGCUUAGCCGAUUCAAUCAAUAAGCUUUUCAUGUCAAGGGAAUAAAUAUAGUGAAUUUAGUGGUUUAGUCAUAUGUGUUUGAAGUAAUCCCUCUGUUUGCAGGAACCAGCAAAUUCAGCUAUGGGGAAUACAUCAUCAAGGAGUUCUUUCCAAGGAAUAGAAAUGCAACCUGCAAAAACAACUCUGUUCAAACAGGAGCAAACUGGGACAAGAUACAGAAUUCCAGCUCUCAUCUACCUAAAAGAGAGUCAGACAUUCCUUGCCUUUGCAGAAAAGCGCUCUUCCCUCAGUGAUGGUGAUACAAAAAGUAUUGUUAUGAGGCGAGGAACUCAACAAAAUGGAUCCACUCAGGUAAAUGUCCCCUCCAAAUCUAAACACAUCACAGUCACAAUACGCAGUUGAAGGGUUUCAUGUUUAAUUGAGUUGUUACAUUCUGCUUACAGUUUCUACUUGUUCGUUAUUGUUUAAAUACUUUUCCAUUGUUCCCCAGUGGUCAGAAUCCCAGGAGCUGUUAUCAGCAUGUUUACCAGACCACCGCACCAUGAACCCCUGCCCGGUUUAUGAGAAGAAUACCAAGACUCUAUUCCUGUUUUUCAUCUGCAUUUUAGGGAACACUUCAGAGCACCAUCAGAUCUGGACAGGCAAGAAUAAGGCCCACCUGUGUUACAUCACAAGUAAUGAUGAGGGCCAGAGCUGGAGCCAGACGAAGGACUUGACAGAGAGUGUGAUUGGCAAAACGGUCAGAAGGUGGGCUACAUUUGCUGUGGGACCAGGCCAUGGCAUUCAAAUGGAGAGUGGAAGAUUGAUCAUUCCGGCCUAUGCCUAUUAUAUCCACUUCAAAUGCUUCUCCUUCCCUUUCCCCUUCAUGGUACAGCCUCACGCUCUCUCAAUAUACAGUGACGACUUCGGUCAGACAUGGCAAAUGGGCAGGAUGCUUCAAAGAAAGUCCUGUGAAUGUGAGAUGGCAGAGAUCAUAGACCACGAGGGCAGGAGUCACCUGUACUGCAACGCCCGCCAUAGAGGCCACAGAGUGGAGGCUCUGAGUGAGAGCAGUGGGGUUUACUAUGACAAACCUCGCUUGGCUCCGAGGUUAGUGGAGCCGUGCCAUGGUGGUUGCCAAGGUAGUGUGAUUGGCUUCCCUGCCCCUGAGCAAGGUGAAGAGGGCAUGGGUGGCACCACAUCAUCACCACGGGCCUCAGACACGCAAACCUGGCUACUCUUCACCCACCCGACCAAUAAGAGGAAGAGGAAAGACUUGGGAGUGUAUUUGAACCGUUCCCCACUGCACACGUCAGGUUGGGACCGGCCCUGGAUCGUCCACAGUGGACCCAGUGGCUACUCAGACUUGGCCUACAGUGAGGACACUGAGCACUUUGCUUGCCUGAUGGAAUGUGGGGAGAAGAGUGAGAUUGAACAGAUCGCCUUUGUGUCUUUUCCACUCAGUGAUGUCAUGCAGACCGUUGAUGAAAAAGAAAAUACCUUCUAGGUUUUUGUUAGGGUUUUAUUUCAGUACUACACUCCAACUCCAAUCAGAUUCAGUGGUCAGUAGAUGCACUAUCAUCGCUAUACUUUAUUAGUAUAGAAAAAUAAGCUUCUGAAAAUAAUGGAACAUGAUCAUUUAUAUCAAAGUAGUUUUGUGUAGAAAAGGCAACUUACACUACAAUUUCAUUGAAACGCAAUCAUAGUUAAAUGUGAUAUAAUCUGUAGAUGUGAUCAUUUUAUGAAGUUUGACUAUGGACUGCAAUGCAUGCUGUCAUGGGGAUGACAGUCUAUUUAAACAGCAUAUGUUUGUUACUUAGUUCUGCAAUGUAACUCCUUUCACCUCUACAUUGAGUCAUGGUUUCAGUUCCUCAUGCUUGCCAAGCACACUGUGAAGAGAACAACCACCUACAGGCCAUGAUCA